AUGAAUGCCUUCCUGAGCGAAAGGUAUCGGACAUUGGAAGCCAUCGAAGAUAUGAAACCGACUCAGGCAGUUCCAAAAAGGCUUCAAUCCUUCGAGACAAAGGUCAGCACCAAACAGAAAGGGUGUGACUUAUGUUCUAAGGAGAACCAUCCGCAACCUCCGAGACCCUCCAGCAGAAAUGCAUCGGCAAGCACCUCAGCGGUGCAAACUUUUUUCGCGUCCGGCACUUCAGCCGUCCUACUGAGCACAGCGAUCAUUGACGUGUGCCAUUUGGGGACGAACUACCGAGCCCGAGCCCUAAUCGACUCGGGAUCCGAGGCGACGUUCAUUUCAGAACGCUUGUUCAACCUCAUCAAGUUGCCAUUCCGCAACACCCAGACCCAAGUCUCCGGGUUAAAUCAUUCGGUCUCCGCGAAAUCCUCGAAGCUGUGUCACUUCGGGAUUCGCUCUCCUACUAAGCCAGGUCUACAGUUAGACACUGAAGCGUACGUCCUUCCGGAGCUCUCAGGCAAACUGCCCUCCUAUCCGAUCCCUCGGAAUUCUUUGAAGGACCUGCCCGCACUCCGCUGGGCAGAUCCUACCUUUUUUGAGAGCUCUCAAAUUGAUGUACUGAUCGGGGCUGACAUUCUACCAUCCAUAAUGAUGGAUGGCACCCGACAAAAUAUUUGCGGCUCGCUCUUGGGUCAAGAAACUAUUUUCGGGUGGGUGCUAACGGGGCUGAUUUCCAAGGGUAAUCCGAAACGGGUCGCAUCCUUCACGACCCAGGUGCACCAAAUAGGCGACCCUGAUUCGCUCGACACGCUUCUCAGCAAGUUCUGGGAGGUGGAGGAUCUACCAGUAAAGAUGGAGUACCUGGAUCUGGGUCAUAUAAAAGAAGUUCCGCCGACUCACAAUUCUCCCUCGUAUCAUCUUCCUCAUCACGCGGUAGUUAAGCCCGAAAGCACCACUACAAAGCUUCGCGUUGUAUUCAACGCUUCAAGUCCGUCGGCAAAUGGGACCAGCUUAAAUGAUAUCCUUCAUGCUGGUCCAGUCCUACAAUCCGAUCUAACGAUCCAGGUCCUGAAAUGGCGUUAUUUUCAAUACGUCUUCAGUGCAGACAUUACGAAAAUGUAUCGUCAGAUCUGGGUCGAUCCAAAACAUACCCCGUUUCAAAGAAUUCUGUUCCGAAACAAGGAAAGAGGUAUCCGAGACUUUGAAAUAAAAACAGUUACCUUCGGGGUCAACUGUGCACCCUUCCUCGCCAUUCGAGUCUUGCAACAGCUGGCAGAGGAUAUCCAAGUGCCAUUUCCAAAUGCCAGCCGCAUCAUCCAGCAGCACAUGUACGUCGACGACGUUCUGGCAGGGGCGAAUUCCUUCAACGAAGCCCAAAGUUCGAUUCGAGAGUUGCAAGCAGCCCUAAGUGCCUCCGGGUUUCCGCUAAGAAAGUGGACCUCGAACAACAAAAGCGUCCUUAAAGACGUCCCGGCCGAACACCUCCUUCAUAGCGAGUUCCUCGACAUCGAUGCCGAAAGCACGGCCAAGACGCUCGACGAGUAUUCCGACCUCAACCAGAUCCGCGUUCCGAGAUGGAUCUGGUACCAGCCUGAGGUAAUCAUAGAGCACCACGGUUUCUGUGACGCGUCUCAGAGAACCUAUGGAGCGGCUAUAUACAUCCGCGUCGAGAUGGGGCAAAAGAUCCUGACUCGCCUGCUUACAGCCAAAACACGAGUGGCCCCGAAAACCAUCUCUGGUGGCACGGACCAGAGUGGCUGCAAGGGCCACGAGAGCUAUGGCCAGCACAAAGCAACACUCUUCCAGUGA
This is a messenger RNA of Drosophila santomea, 1800 nucleotides long. RefSeq lists its product as uncharacterized. NCBI's taxonomy places the organism in Eukaryota, Metazoa, Arthropoda, Insecta, Diptera, Drosophilidae. Gene Ontology annotation, biological process: proteolysis. The record is from RefSeq and is a predicted model, not a curated record. Gene Ontology annotation, molecular function: aspartic-type endopeptidase activity. Bases 1 to 1800 code for a protein of 599 amino acids. The transcript is spliced from 5 exons.